AUGGGGGUCGUGGGGGGCUUAAAAAUCCCCCAAAACCCACCGCAGAGGCCCAAAAAGGGGGGGCUUUGGAGCGUCCCGGGUGGUUCUUGGGAUUCCCGUGUGGUUUUUGGGUCUUCCCAGGGUUGUUUUGGGGGUGUCCCUGGGGGGUCUCAGCCCGUGUCCCCCCCAGAGCGGGAAAAGGAUGGGGCCGUGGAAGGCACUGAAUUCGGGGGCCCCCCCGAGAAACGUGAGGCCGAGAGAGGGGGCCUGGGGGGGCUCCCCCAACCCCCCCGUGGUCCAGAGGGGGGGGGGCUGGCGGCCGCUGCCCUGCAGAGAGUGGCCGCGCUGCGGCAGCUGCUGCGGGCGGGGGGGGGCCACGGGGACCCCUCCGAGCAGGAUUUGGGGGGGGGUCCCGGCGCGGCCCCCCCCGAGCAGGAGCGGAGACACGCGGGAGAUGGGGCCGAGAGCGACGGCGAGCGCCCCGAGGGGGGGGCCGCAGGGGCGGCCCCCAGCGGCCCCUGGGGGACUCCGGGGGCGCUGCCCGAGGCAGGGGGUCCCGAGCAGAGCCCACCCCCCAAUUUGGGGCUGUCCCCGGGCCCAGCAGCCUGGCUGGGGGCUGAACUGGGAGCACUGGAGGAGGCCCUGAGGGGGCUCAAGGAAAUCGAGGACCAUUACUGGCAGCUCUUCCUGGCCAAGCGCAGCGUCUUCACGUGAGGGAGGACGAUUCGCGACCCCCCCUCAAUUCGGGGCUGCAGUUCCUGGAGCCGCCACCGGAGGGCGACAAACGCCGAGCCUGAAGUUUUUGGGGAGGGGUCUCCAAGCCCCCCCCCCCCCCUUUUUUAUUUUAUUUUGGGGCGGGGGGGUCCCCCCACAUCCCGCUCUGGGGGGCUCCCCCCGCUGCCCCUCCUGCGCUGUUUGUUUUGGUUUUAUACAUUUGCUGCGAUUUUAUAUGAAUUUAUAUAUGGAGGGGGGGAGACCCCCUUCCCAAUUUUAGUGCUGGGGGUGGGCAUGGUGAUGUACAUAACUUUGGGGGUGGGGGCGUCACAAAACACCCCCUCCCCGCCGCUCCUCCCGCCCCACAGUGUGGGUGGAAAACCAAAGAAUUUGGGAAAAUGCCAAAUAAAGUCAAGGUUGCUUCUGC
This is a messenger RNA of Corvus hawaiiensis (hawaiian crow), 1120 nucleotides long. Its product is annotated as serine/threonine-protein phosphatase 1 regulatory subunit 10-like. Bases 1 to 693 code for a protein of 230 amino acids. The transcript is spliced from 6 exons. Lineage: Eukaryota; Metazoa; Chordata; Aves; Passeriformes; Corvidae. The record is from RefSeq and is a predicted model, not a curated record.